This is a messenger RNA of Miniopterus natalensis, 5512 nucleotides long. Lineage: Eukaryota; Metazoa; Chordata; Mammalia; Chiroptera; Miniopteridae. The record is from RefSeq and is a predicted model, not a curated record.
UGUGAUCUCUCCAACUUUGUUCUUCUUUCUCAAGAUUGCUGUGGCUAUUUGGGGUCUUUUUUGGUUCAAAGAACUAUUUCUUAAGGGGCAUGAUUCACAUCAUAGACACAGGUGUGUAGAUUUAUUAAGACAAUUUUCAAGAAGGUGGCAAUAAAUUGUCUUGAAGAAGGGAAUAGGGCAUAUGAGUUAAGCCAGCCCAGCUUUUCUGAAUACAUUGUACUCUGUACCUUUAAAGGUGCUGGAACCCUCUAGUGUGUCUGGUCAACUUGGUCCCUUAUAAUUCAAGGUCCAGUGAAGACACCACCUCCCUGGUGAGGCCUUCUCAACCAGGUGUGGUAUGUUCCCAAGUCCCAGAGCUCUUGGCACACACCUGUAUCUUCCUGCCUCACAGGAUGUUCUGUGUCCUGCACCUUCUUGAACCAUCAUAUUCACCUUACAAUUUGCCCCCCAUUCCCUGCUGAGCACAGCACUUAGUAUUUGUUGAAGAAAGAAUAUUGAACCUGUAAGGUUAACUUAUCAAAAGCUUAGCUUUGAGAAAUACUCAUCAGCAAAAACCAUCUCUAGUAUGCCAUGGGCCCUAUUAGUCUUUGAGAUUUUAAUCCUUGGACAGGCUAACCCAUUAGAGUCAUGUGCUCAGAGAGUAGUUCCCCAGGCCCAUUCUGAAUCCUUUGACUAGAGUUUGGCUCAUGCUUUGGUGCUGAGGGACAGUGUAAGAAACAGCCAUGUAACAUUUCUGUGUUUAUGGCAUGGUUAUAUAAGAGGACAUUAUUACAUCUCACAGGUUUGCUUCCUGAGGUCCAUGAAAAAUAAGUCCUGUGAUCUCGAUGCCAGGAACAUUUUGCUUCUCUUGAGUAUGGCAGUGUUUUUUACUUUGCAAAGUGAGUUAUUUGGUUACUGGGAAGCUAAGGUGUGCACUUUCCUGCACUGCUGUGAACUAACCUGGCCCCAUCUUCUCUGGAAUAUGAUUUAUCUAUUCUAAAUAACCUUUCUGUAUUGUGGUGAAACACAUUUUGAGAAUGAGGCAGGUGGUAACACCUGCCCUGGGCACACAGCCAUCGCCUGAGAGUUGGGUCUGGAACCAAGGUGCUCUGACUUCAUCAGGUAGAGAUGAAAAGAAACCAAGUGGAAAGGAAAUGUACGCUUCUAGGUCAGUCUCUGGGAUUUCCCAAGGACAGUGAGACACUGCCAAAGACAUCUACAUCCUUCACUUCAGGCCCCAAGGGGGCCCUGGAGUCUCUGGGAAGGCUGAGGUGAACAGGACACUUAGGACUAUCAAAUUGCUGGGCCACUAGGUUCGUGGCCCUGGGCAGGCUUCUCAUCCUUACACAAACCUUAGUGUCUCUUUAGUGCCUACCUAGCCCCUGGUAGUGUGCAACAAACAGCUGUUACUGAAUGAGCCCCACUUAGGCCUGGUUAUUCCCAGGUCUAGAGUGUCUCACUCGUUGCCUGACUCUUCACAUUAUGUCUGAAAGUCAGGACCAUGUGUCCUGGAGGGCAGGGCUGGUGUGGCCUGGAUGAAAUAAUAAUCAUUGCCUAUAAGGUGAAGUUGGAGCCAAACAUGUCCCUUCCAGAUACCUCUUGUCCUGAGGGAAGUGUUUUCAGAUAACUUUAAUCCUGGGACAAGAGGGGCAAAUCCAGUAUGUGCACUUCGUGCUCGAGAAGGUGCCGGAGGGUGGUGGAUGCCUGAGAGCCAGCCCGUCGCAAGCUGCAGUCUCAGCAGGUGGGCUAGAGGUCAGCCGGCUCUGAAGGACUUCACUAGCCCCUUCUCUCUUGCAGCUCUGUCGAAGAUGCACUGGACACCGGAACACGCCCAGCCUCUCAACCAGUGGCCAGAGCAGCACCUGGACGUCUCCUCCACCACGCCGUCACCAGCCCACAAAUUGGAGCUGCCCCCUGGGGGUCGCCAGCGCUGCCACUAUGCUUGGGCACACGACGACAUCUCUGCCCUCACUGCCUCCAACCUCCUCAAGCGCUACGCAGAGAAGUACUCAGGGGUCCUGGACUCGCCCUACGAGCGCCCCACCCUGGGCGGCUACGGCGAUGCCGCCUUCCUCAACGGCGCCAAAGGGGACCCCGAGCCCUGGCCGGGGCCAGAGCCACACUACCCCUUGGCCUCACUCCACGAAGGGCUCCCGGGAACCAAGUCGGGCAGUGGGGGCGGCUCCGGGGGCCUCGGGGGCUCCCCGGUUUUAGCCGGGAACCUGCCUGAACCCCUCUACGCCGGCAAUGCGUGCGGGGGCCCGUCCGCGGCGCCCGAGUACGCUGCAGGCUACGGCGGGGGAUACCUGGCCUUUCAGGCGGCCGCUCCCGGCGCGGAAGCCGGGGUGUCGCUGAAGCGCAAGGCCGCUGACGAGGGGGCAGAGGGCCGCUACCGCAAGUACGUCUACGAGCCUACCAAGGCCCCGGCGGCCGACGGCGCCUCCUACCCCGCCGCGGACAACGGCGAGUGUCGAGGCAACGGGUUCCGGGCGAAGCCGCCGGGAGCGGAGGAGGCGUCGGGCAAGUACGCUGGCGGCGUCCCUCUAAAGGUCCUGGGCUCCCCGGUCUACGGCCCGCAACUCGAGUCCUUUGAAAAGUUCGCGGAGCGCGCCCCGGCACCGGCUCCCCGAGGGGGCUUUGCCUUGCCGUCGGAGGAGCCUCCCAAAGGUGUGGACCCGGGGGCCCUGGAGCUGGUGACGAGCAAGAUGUUGGACUGCGGGCCCCCGGUGCAGUGGGCAGACGUGGCGGGCCAGGGCCCGCUCAAGGUGGCGCUGGAGGAGGAGCUGGUGUGGCCCCUGCUGAGCGAGCGGGAGCUGGCGGCCCUGGUGCAGGGCACCCAGGGCUUCUCCGGGGGCGAGCUGGGGCAGCUGUGCCAGCAGGCGGCGGCCGGGGCGGGCCUCCCGGGGCUGCAGCGCCCCCUCUCCUACAAGGACUUGGAGGCGGCACUGGCCAAGGUGGGCCCCCGGGCCUCCCCCAAGGACCUGGACUCUUACGUGGAGUGGGACAAAAUGUACGGCUUCGGACACUGAGAGCGCCCUGGGGAGGCCGCGGGAGCCGCCACCCCUCCCCACGGCCCUGGGAGGGACGUCUGGAACCCACCGGACUGGGAGGGUGCCGAGUGAUGAAUGUGGGAGGGAGAAAAGGGGCUGUUGGUGGAUUUUUUUUUUUUUCCGUGGGAAGGAAAAUGCUUCUGCUAGGCAGAUAGAUGCCAUAUGCGCUGUGUACUCAGGUUUUUUCUAUUUAUUGUGGACGGGAAGCUCGCCAUCUCCGCUCCUGGAUGGACAGACCCGGGAUGGGCUGACACCUGGGGCCCAAGGAACUCCUGCUCUCUCGCCACAAUCCUUUUGUCUCCUCGUUAUCUGAAUGACUCCUCCCUCUCCCCCCAACUCUCCCGUUUAGCUGCAUUCGUCUAGUUUUCUCUCCCUGUCGCAUUGUGACUGCCCUGCUAACCGCAUCCUGGCCCUGUUUCUCUUUUGCUCCUCUCUCCGUCUGUCACCCUCUGCUCUGUCUUCAUCCCUUGCUCUCUAGCCUCUGUGUCUCUUGGUCCUUCCCCCUACCUUCUGUCCCUCUCAUUCAAAGACUGCAGGGUCCCUUUGCAGGAGAUCUGGAGGUCCAGAGGCUGAGGAGGAGGGGAUAGGGAGUUCCCUCCCACCCCAUUACCCAGCUGAAACCUUGGGUCUGGGGGGAGGGCAAGCAAAAAACACCCAAAGAAGGGUUUUUUUGUUGUUGAUGAUUGUUUUUGAGGGGGAAAUCCCAGAAAUGUAGCUUGUUUAAUAUUUAGGCCUCUUAUUUUUGUAAGAUGUGUAGAACUUGCUGUUUUUCUUUUUCUUUUGACAACUCAGGAAGAAACUGACCUCAGAAAGAAUGUUAACACUUUGGCUACUCUCCUGUAUUUUCCCCACCACCCACCCCACUCCUCAGGGGAGCACAUUCUCCCAGAAGACUUAGAAAGUGAGACUUGUGGGGAAGGGGAGAGGAGGACCCAGAGCCACACUGAGACCCCUGCUUUUCCUUGGGAGAGAAGCAGAAUGUAUUUGUAGGGCUUCCUCCCCAGUCCAAGGUUGUAGGCAGGGGUGUUGGGGAGUAGGUUGUGGGAUUAGAGCAGGUAGAUCUUGCUCCCUUUCUGCUGCUCUUCCAACUGGGCCCCACUCUAAGCGUAGUAUUUUCUGUUAAGGGUUAACCAGGCUUGGGAUGCCCACUUCCUGCCCCUGACCCAGAGUAGUCUGAGAGGGCCCAAAUGGGUAAGUGACGUAGGCAAAAAGUCUCCAGAGAGGUCAUCUCACCUGGCCAUUGCCCAGGCAGAGGUCUUCUAUAACUUAGGUUAAGGGGAUUCCCUCUGGAGGGAAAGUUUGGCCGCAAGUCUGGUUGGGCACAAAACUGACUACAGACUCAACCUUCCCUGUCUGCUAGGAGGCUCUGAGGAGGGUUGAGUACGUGGGAAAGUGUUCCUCUCAUUCUCCUAGGGUCCUAGGUCUUGAGGGCAGGGAGUGUGAAAGGGGCAGGCUGUUUUUCCGAACAUUGGGGGUCUGUUCUCAGCCGUACCCAUACUUUCCACCAGAAGCCGAGACUUCGUGGGCUUUCUUCUGAGAACCGUAUUCCUCCUCUUCACACCAACUUCCCUUGAUGGGCUUCAGCAGUGUGAUACCUCCCCCUCAGGGAGCCCAUUUCACAACUCUGACCUUUGGUCCAAAGUUGUGGGGAACAAGCCCUCGUCCCUAACCUCUUUUCUCUCCCACCCAACCUCCCUCUCUGUUCCCUGCCUACCCUUAUAGCUACUACAGUCUCUGUACCACCUCCCACUCCCAGCUGGAAGAGUGUCCAGGGGGAACAUUUCAGGUGCCAAGGUGCUGAGGGCCUGUACUGUACUGGUCUAGCAGUGUUAACAGGAAAGCUGCUCUGUGUUUUCCCCCUUUUCCCCCUUGGUCUCUUUCUGGCCUUCCUCUCCUUGGAGCUGGCUCUUUGCAGGAAUUUGAUGCCUCAGAAGCAGUGGGGUGGGGUGCAGGGUCUUGGCUGUGAAAGGCCCUUGGAGUGAGGAGUGAGGUUCUCUCAGGUGUGUGUAUGUAUAUUGUGGGGGAGGGCAUCAGGGAAGUGGGGUUGGGAUCCCUUCCCUUCAAGAGGCAGGCAGCUCUGGGAGUUGGGGUGGGGGAGCUUACUGAUUGAGACCCGGCACCUCCUCUACUGGCCUUGGGGAACUUUGCACAAGGAGACAUCCCCCAGUCUACUAGCACCUACCUCAUGGGCGCUGGGGCAGGUAGGGAAGGGCAGGUGCAGCUCUGGCAAUGUUGGGGGGGCAUACCAAAGAAUCCAGGGGCAGGGGUUGGGAGAGGGCAGACUCAGCAAGCUGGCCCUCUCCUUCCUCUGCCCAGAUUGGGGUUGGGGUCCUCUCCUCCAGCUGUAACCAUUUCUACCUCAUUUUGCUGCGUAUUGUACAUGGACGUAUUUAUCUCCUGUCUGAUGAUGCUCUGCAGUUGUGGUCUGUCUACCUCAGAAGAGACUGUAUUUUAAAAGAAAGUAUUACACAGUAUUAAAGUGA